UCGGAACAAGACGAACGGCAAACACCGAAUUCGGAUGGAAAUGAUGGAAUAUUAAAUAAUAACAACAUAUUAGCUACUGUUAUAAAAAUGUUUUCAUUCCCACGUCCUUCGACAUAGUGCCUGCGAUAUUGAAAUUGGCUGAACCUUUGUGAACCGCAUUCCUUGAGACAACCACCGCCUACACAGAAUCCACCACUUAAAGCGGAUACAAAAAACCCGGAAAUGGGAAACGCUGAUACAAAACUGGUGUUCCGAAAAGCCGUUGUUCAGCUGACGUCCAAGACGCAGACCAUUAGCGCUGAAGACAACGAUUUCUGGGAUCAGUUCUGGUCAGAGACCGUAACUAACGUGCAGGACGUGUUCACUCUUGUGCCAGCUACCGAGAUCCGGCUACUAAGGGAGGAUGUACCAGCUAACUUGGCCACGCUUUGCUAUAAAGCGGUCGAGAAGUUUGUCAAGGCUGUGGAAAACAGCUGUCGUACACAACAGGAUCAAAAUACAGUCUUAAACUGCUCUCGACUGCUGACUAGAGUGCUCCCAUAUGUCUUUGAAGACCCAGACUGGGAAAACAUAUUCUGGUCCAGUUUGCCUGCUGGCAAAGGCGACCCACCCAUACCACUGGCACAUUCUCUGUGUAGUGCUAUAUGUGAUUUAUUGUUUUGUCCAGAUUUCACUGUUGCCUCCAAUCGUAAAAGUGGUCCGGAUAAAGCAGAAGAUUUACAUGCCGUAGAUAGCUGUGAAUACAUUUGGGAAAAAGGAGUGGGUUUUGCACAAUCUCCUGUAAAAAAUGCAACUUUUGAAUCAAAUCGCACCGAACUCCUGCGUUUACUGUUGACAUGUUUCAGUCAAGCUAUUUAUUCACCUCAUCAAAAUGGUAAUAGAUGGGUACAGUAUGUAACCUCAGCCGAAAAUCGACAUGCAUUGCCUAUGCUUACAUCUCUUUUGAACACUGUGUGUGGUUAUGAUCCUAUUGGUAUGGGUGUUCCAUACAAUCAUCUUCUAUUUGCUGACACGUCUGAACCAUUAGUUGAUAUGUGCCUACAAAUCAUUAUUGUUGCUUUGGAUUCAGAUGUGCAACAGAAUGAUGAAGCAGCCAUAGACAAUUUAUUUAUCAAUUAUUUAUCAAGAGUUCAUCGAGAUGAAGAUUUUUCAUUUAUUUUGAGUGGAUUUACAAGGUUGUUAAUGAACCCUUUGCGACAGACUUAUCUUCCACAUUCCACCAAAAAAGUGCAAUUCCACCAAGAACUGUUGAUAUUCUUUUGGAAAAUAUGCGAAUUUAAUAAAAAAUUUCUAUAUUUUGUACUCAAAAGUAGUGAUGUCCUUGAUGUUUUAGUACCAAUUUUGUACCAUUUAAAUGAUUCCAGAGCAGAUCAGUCUCGAAUUGGUCUUAUGCACAUUGGCGUAUUUAUUUUAUUAUUACUUAGUGGUGAGAGGAAUUUUGGAGUACGUCUAAACAAGCCAUACACUGCAACAAUACCCAUGGACAUUCCAGUAUUCAGUGGUACACAUGCAGAUCUUCUUAUUAUUGUGUUUCAUAAGAUAAUCACAACUGGACAUAAUAGAAUGCAACCGCUAUUUGACUGUCUCCUGACGAUUCUAGUGAAUGUGUCUCCGUAUUUAAAAACUCUGUCAAUGGUAUCGAGUACAAAGCUUUUGCAUUUGGUGGAUGCAUUUACAACUCCAUGGUUUUUGUUUUCUUCCCCAUCUGCCAACCAUCUUGCUUUUUUCUUGUUGGAGAUUUUCAAUAAUAUCAUACAAUAUCAAUUUGAUGGUAAUUCAAAUUUAGUGUAUACAAUUAUACGCAAGAGACAAGUUUUUCAUAAUUUAGCAAACUUGCCAACUGAUUACAGUGCAAUUAUCAAAUCGCUGACCAAAAAAGCUAAGAGAAAUAUGCAAGCAACUAACUCUGUUUGUCUAACAGCGGCUACUGAAACACCGAGUAUGGAAGGAUCUACACCUGCAUUGCCCGCAGAGCCUGGAACUCUCAAUGCCACACUCCCCGAUACGCCUGGCGUAAUGAAAAUAACAGAACGUGAAAGUGCUCAUCCGGGAAAUUUAACAUUACCCGCUGAACUGGUUACGUCUAAUGGCAUGACAAAGGAAAUUGUGAAACAAUCUUCUAACCAAGGAGAUUGCUCUCCAACAACAUCGUCGCCUAAGGAUGAUGCUGAAUGGGCUCCGACCACAGAAUGGGUGCGAUCUUGGAAGGAAAAGCUGCCACUGCAAACAAUUAUGAGAUUACUGCAAGUGCUAGUACCUCAAGUGGAAAAAAUUUGCAUAGACAAAGGUUUGACAGACGAAAGUGAAAUACUUAAGUUCUUGCAACAUGGUACGUUAGUUGGAUUGUUACCAGUCCCUCAUCCAAUACUCAUCAGAAAGUAUCAGUCUAAUCCAGGAACAACUGCUUGGUUUCGAACGUAUAUGUGGGCUGUCAUAUUUCUCAGAAAUAUCGAUCCUCCCAUUUGGUAUGAUACUGAUGUGAAACUUUUUGAAAUACAACGAAUGUAGGAUUCUUAUAAUAUCUGUUGUUUGUUUUGAUUUUGGAAACGACAAUUUUCACUUGAACAAUUCUUUAAUGCAUUACGCAUUUUUACGAUUUUUUUUUAAGUGUGAACUUUUAUCCUUAUUGGAUUUUAUCGAGUUCUUUGGUAUUAUUUAAUGUGAGCAUCUUAAAGUGAUCUGUAUCCACGGAGGAGAAAUAAAUUAUUUCAGUUCAAUGUUUUUAUGCAAAAGCAACUAAUUUAUAAGUCUGAACAAUGACAAAUUGACUAAUAUAUUAAUAUCCUCAAUGAAAUUAUAUUUUUCAAACAUAGGUUAGGAUACUAAUAGAAACUUCAUUUAAAAAAAACAAUAUGAUACAUAUUAUAUAGAAUUAAUAUGUAAUAAAAAGUCAUCAGUUUGUGCCAGUAGUUUGGGUGAGUUGCAUAAAGAACAGUCUGUAAUUUGUUACUGACUGUAAUUUACCGGUCCUAUAAGAUUUAAUGAUUUUUUUAAAACUAUGUUAGUGUGUGUUGCAUAAAGAAAUAUUAAAUCAUUGAUAACCGUGAUUACCAAUUUAAUUAAACCACCAAUGACAAUGACAAUAAUAUUUCAUCAAUCUGGUAAGUUACCGAAMAGGCGCAGUAUGCAAUAGCUUACAGAACCAUUAAUAGUUAACGGUUCGGUAAGUUGUUACAGGACGUUAGUUAAUGCAACCCACCUUUAGUGUUAUUAUAUUUAUUAUGUACUAUUGCAGUGGUCGGCAACCUUUUUGGAUUCCCGAGCAACUUUCACAAAAUCAGAGUUUGCAGGCCAGACAAACAUAACAAUUUUAUAUUUCAAAUUAUUUAGUAUGAAAAAAUAAUUGUUUUUAACUUUUAAGCGGGCCACUGAUUGCCUACCACUGUACUAUUGUACCCUUAGACCUUGAUAAUACAUACGYCUGUGAAAAAGCUAGAACAAUAAACUGUGGUUUUACUUAAAAUACUAAAUAAAUAUUUAUCUGUAGAAAUAUACAAAAAUCAUUUGGCAACUGAUGCAACGUAAAACUAUAUUUAUGUUUAAUAUCAUAUCGCAUAUUUAGUACAAAUUAAUGAUUUCAGAAACAGAAAUAAUAUCACUUUAAGAUGCAUUUUUGUAUAAAGUGUUGAAUUUAUGAUUUGUUGUAUUCAAAUAUUUAUGUUUAUUAUAAAUGUAUGCAAAAAUA
Diuraphis noxia (Russian wheat aphid) is the source of this 3685-nucleotide messenger RNA. Its product is annotated as protein HID1. Lineage: Eukaryota; Metazoa; Arthropoda; Insecta; Hemiptera; Aphididae. Gene Ontology annotation, cellular component: Golgi medial cisterna; Golgi trans cisterna; membrane. The record is from RefSeq and is a predicted model, not a curated record.